UUAUCAAAUCGUUAGAAAAUGAGUAGCUGUAAAGAUAAACUAGUGAAGGACAUGAUAGUGCAACUUCUGCCGAUUUAAUUGCAUUUAUUUAGUCAAUUUCUGCGAGUCAAAGUGCGCAGACACGUCCUUUUUGAGAAUUCCAUGCCAAUCAAUAAUAAGGCAAUUGUGUAAAAUCUUCGCCGGCCUAUAUAAUUUUAUUUCUCCGAUAAAAGCAUCAUUAAAACAUGACCAACAACGAAUUGCGUCGACGAAAGCAUAGAGACCAAAAUGGGCGGCCGGCACCCAACAAAAAACGGAAGGAAAUUCAACCUUCAAGCAUACACAAGUCGUUUUUUUGCCUCAUCAUCAGCGGGACUAUCCUGACAUUGUUUAUCUUGCUUUACAUUGACAACAUUCCAUGGCAUUUGGGACACAGAGCCGUAGACAGCAUUGCCAAAAAAUUGGGGUACCACAAACCGGUACACGCCGUUGUGAUAGACGCUGGUAGCACGGGAUCCAGAGUUUUAGCUUUCACGUUCCAUGAAUCCUACUUUGGGGGCCACUUAGUCUUAGAUAAAGAAUUAUUCAAGUACACCAAGCCUGGUUUAUCAUCGUUCGCCGACAACCCCAAAAAGGGGGCCCAAACCAUUGCCAACUUGUUAGAGGAAGCCAAAAACGAAAUUCCAAAAGAGUAUUGGAACAAAACACCCCUCAUCCUCAAAGCUACAGCAGGCCUACGGCUGCUCCCCCAAGAAAAAGCCGAAAAUUUGCUCAACUCAGUCCGAGAACUGUUCAAAAAGACCCCAUUUUUGACAAACGAUGACAGUGUGGAGAUUAUGGACGGGACAGACGAAGGGAUUUUCUCUUGGUUCACUGUUAACUUCCUCCUAGAGCGCUUGUAUGGAAACCCUGCCAAGACCGUGGCGGCCCUCGAUCUGGGAGGGGGCUCCACUCAAGUGACUUUCUCAGCCUUGACUCCUGCCAGUCUUUCGCAAAAACAGUACAUCCACAAAGCCGUCGCCCCCCGCGGUCUCAUCCCGGUGUACACCCACAGUUACCUAGGUUUAGGUCUAAUGGCAGCUCGGAAGGAAGUGAUUACGUUUAACCAGCCUAACCAAAUUAACGUGACCUCGGAUUGCGUCAAUCAUAUCAUUGAAGCGCGCAAAUUUCAUUAUGGGGGCACGGAUUACUACGUCAGUGGCCCUAAAGUCAACUACCCGGUCUCCAAGGUAAAAGACUCGACUUACCAGACUGGGCAGGAGACCCCCGUUGUCGAUUUCGCCACGUGUUCACAAAUCAUAACCGAUUAUGUUGUGUCCAAAGCAACGCCGCCUGAGGAGCUCCCCACGAAAAUCAUUUUCGCCUUCAGUUAUUAUUUUGAUAGGGCGACGGAAGUUGGCCUAAUUGAUGAAGCGACGGGGGGCAGCAUUGACGUCGAAGCGUUUAAAAAUGCCGCCAAAAAAUCAUGUGCUGACCCAAACGCAGACCAACCUUUUAUGUGCCUUGACCUUACGUUCAUUUGGGUUUUAUUGGAGAAAGGAUUUGGGUUGCAGAGUGACACUAAGAUUUAUUUAUUCAAAAAAAUUGAUGGUCACGAGAUUAGUUGGGCACUAGGUGCAGCUUACAAUUUACUGAGAGGUUGAUUCGUUUUAACUGUAAUUAAACGCACGAUUUUUAUUCACAAAAUUUGACUGUGCCUUAACUGUAAAUAAGUAUUUAGUUGAUAGGCUGUGCAAUAAUUUGUUUUUAUCCAUCAACGUUUGUAAUUUUUCCAAUUAAUAAAAUCACUUUUGUUUUAA
Tribolium castaneum (red flour beetle) is the source of this 1778-nucleotide messenger RNA. RefSeq names its product NTPase (gene NTPase). The transcript has 7 exons. The coding region runs from base 225 to 1622 and encodes 465 amino acids. The record is from RefSeq and is a predicted model, not a curated record. Lineage: Eukaryota; Metazoa; Arthropoda; Insecta; Coleoptera; Tenebrionidae. Gene Ontology annotation, molecular function: hydrolase activity.